CACCCCGCGGUCUGCUGCGCGGUCCCGAGGAGGAAGGUGCGGGGGAGAGGGACCGGGCUGGGGCGUGCAGUUUGGCCCGAGGGUCGGGAGCUGAAACUCAACACCGCCUGGGAAAGGAUCGUCCCCCUUCUCCGCAGCUUCCCCUUCCCCCUUCCUCCCCCUUCUCUUAAUCCCCUGGCCCGAGCCCCUCGCGAGAGGAGUGGGCCCGAGGGGAGGGGAGCUUGCAGAGGGGGAGCCGGAGCCCGGGCAGGGGAGGGAAGGGGCGCGGAGUGCAAGGCGCGAGCGGGGGCCCACGCGCGACCCCGGACCUUUUCUAACCCUCAGUGUCCCCCCAUCUCGACCCUAGGCGAUCCUACAGGACUGCUCCUCCCCCUUCUCUGUUCCCUUUGCUCUGUGGCUUUUUUCUUCGUUCCCCAAGUCCCUUGGAGCUUCCCUAAGCGUUGGGACGCGCCGAGGGCCCUGUCCAGGGUGUGUGAGCGGGGGACUGAGGCCCGUGGGGUGCUCGGGGCAAAGGGAGGUGCGAGCCCUUGAGCGCUGAGACCGAGAGGUGCCUGGCGGCCACCUCCAAGACCCCGCUGUGUUGAGUGUGGCCGGGAGAGCUCGCCCCGGCGCGGGCCUGGGCAGACGGCCCAGCCCCACCGCCACGCGCUCUUAGGCCUUUGGCGCCGGCCUUUGCGCUGACUUGAGCGAAUUUGGCGACACGCAGCUCAGUUGUCGCUCCUCCUCCUUCCCUGCGGGUCCCGCCGCAGUGCCCCGGCUGCCACGACCACAACCCUGGGAGCACCGCUCUGCGCCGCUGGGGGAGGGUUGGCCCCUAGAGUCGCUCGUCCAGCCCAACCACUCAGGCGGCUUCUCCCAGCCCUCGGGGCUAGCCUGAGCUGCCUGGAGAGGCGUCGAAAGCAGCCACAGCUCCUGUCUCUUAGCCUGGGAAGUGAGCUUUGGACCCAUGUGUGUCCAGGAGACCUCUACGACAGGACGCGGCAGCUGUGGGGGCCUGGAGCCCCGAGAGACCCUGGGGACAGUUUAGAGCGCGCCCCUUGGAUGAGGUCCCGCAGCGACGCCCAGGCCCGCCUUACUCCUCCUCCUGCUUGGCCAAGCUGCCUCCUAUUUGGAAAGUUUUGUGGGUUUUCUUUCUCUUCCUCCAACUUUGGGGGAGGCAUCUCCUCAAGCGCUACAGCUUGGGGUGUCCUUCUGGCUUGGAGGCCGGGAACCAUGGUGUGGGGCAGCCACCGCUAAAGUCAGCGAAACAGAGCCUAGCGUGAAGCAGGCGACGCUGGAGGGCAGAGCCAUGGCCAUUGCCACGUCGGCCCAGCUUGCCCGGGCACUGUACGACAACACUGCUGAGUCCCCCCAGGAGCUGUCCUUCCGCCGAGGGGAUGUUCUACGGGUACUGCAGAGGGAGGGUGCUGGUGGACUUGAUGGUUGGUGCCUUUGCUCCCUGCAUGGCCAGCAGGGUAUUGUCCCUGCUAACAGAGUGAAGCUCCUUCCUGCUGGCCCAGCACCCAAGCCUAGCCUCUGCCCAGCACCCCCCACCCAACCUGGCUCAUCAUGUCUGACCCCAGAGCGUGGCUGUGAGGAGCAAGAGGUGUAUGUGAUCCCACCACCAGCUCGGCCCUGCUCUGCCUCAGGACUUCCUAGACCCUGCUCGCCCUCUUCUGACUCCAUCUACAAGGUCCCCAGAGUCAAUGGGACACAGUCAACUGCCUCCAGAGAUGUGGGAGAGGUCUACGAUGUGCCUCCCAGCCUCCUCCGUGCUCCCUCCAACUGUCCCUAUGACUCCCCAGCCUCCUUUUCCUGUCCUGUGGCCCCAGUUGUACCACAGCCCCCUGGAGAGGGUGAAGCUCCCUACGAUGUGCCUCUGGCCUUGAAGCUACCCGCAGAACUGGAGCCAGAUCUGGAGUGGGAAGGGGGCCGGGAACCAGGGCCUCCCCUUUACGCUGCCCCUUCCAACCUGAAACGGGCCUCAGCUCUGCUCAACCUGUAUGAAGCACCUGAGGAACUGCUGGCAAAUGGAGAAAGCAGGGAUGCAGAGGAAGGCAUCUAUGAUGUGCCUCUGCUGGGGCCAGAACCACCGUCUCCAGAGCCCCCGCCAGCUCCUUCCUCCACCGACCUGGACACUGCGGCCCAGCUUCUGACCAGAAGCUCUCCACCCCAGCACAGGCCCAGGCUACCGUCCACUGAGAGCCUGUCCCGCCGCCCUCUGCCUGCCCUUCCUGUCACUGAGGCCCCUGCUCCUUCUCCAGCUCCUUCUCCUGCCCCAGGCCGAAAGGGCAGUAUCCAGGACAGGCCUCUACCCCCUCCCCCACCAUGCCUGCCUGGUUAUGGGGGCCUCAAACCUGAGGGAGAGGCAGAGUGCAGGGAGGUAGACAAUGAUUCAGCAGGCCCUCACAAUGAAUAUGAAGGCAUCCCGAUGGCUGAGGAGUAUGACUACGUGCAUCUGAAGGGUGUGGAUAAAGCUCAGGGUUCUAGACCCCUGGAUAAAGCUUUCCCAGCGGAUCCUGAAUUGCUGGAGCGGGGACUGACGGAACAGAAGGAAGCCCUGUCCCCAGAGGAGCCGCUGGUCCUGUCCCCUGGAGACUUACAGCUUCUGCACUUCUAUGCAGGACAAUGCCAGAGCCACUACUCAGCUCUGCAGGCUGCUGUGGCAGCUCUCAUGUCCAGUACCCAAGCCAACCAGCCGCCAUGUCUCUUUGUGCCCCAUGGCAAACGAGUGGUGGUGGCUGCUCACCGCCUGGUGUUUGUUGGGGACACCCUAGGCCGACUGGCAGCCUCCGCACCUCUCCGAGCACAGGUGGGGGCUGCAGGCACAAGACUGGCCCAAACUCUGCGGGCCGCUGUGCUUGCUGUCAAGGGGGCUGCCUUAGGUUACCCAUCUGACACUGCGGUCCAAGAGAUGUCACGAUGUGUGGCAGAGCUUGCAGGGCAGGCCCUUCGCUUUACCACCCUACUUGCUGGCCUGCUCCCCUGAGGGCCUGCUGGUCUAGCCUUACCCUCCGCUGCCUGCCAGAGCCCUGUGCUCCAUGUUGAGGGCGGCUAGAGGUUCAUCUCUUUCGGUCAUUUUGGCCCCUCCCUGAGGCAUCUCUUCCCCCAUACCUACUGCUUUUUUUUUUUGUAUGAGCCAUUUUGUAUAAAUUAUUUAUAUUUAAUAUUUCUCGCUUUGUCCAAGCAGGCAUCAGGCCAUCUGGGGUAGGGAGGGACUCUGACUGGGUCCUCAUCAUCCUGGGUGGAGGUUGCAGUACUGCCGUCUGCCUUGGGAGUUUGGAACACAGAGAAUCAGGUGGCUAACACUUGGUGCCAUGCAGAGCCUCUCUCCUGUUUCCUGGCUGAAAGUGCUGAUGUAAUAGUGUGGGAAACACUGGAGAGCUUCUCCCCCACAGGUCAGGAGAGCUGGCCACAGGCAUGGCGUGCCUCUCAAUAAACCCUGCCCUUGCCCUACGG
Messenger RNA from Apodemus sylvaticus (European woodmouse), 3438 nucleotides. It is a transcript of the gene Efs, whose product is annotated as embryonal Fyn-associated substrate. The transcript is spliced from 6 exons. Gene Ontology annotation, cellular component: focal adhesion; cytoplasm; plasma membrane. The record is from RefSeq and is a predicted model, not a curated record. Gene Ontology annotation, biological process: cell migration; cell surface receptor protein tyrosine kinase signaling pathway. NCBI's taxonomy places the organism in Eukaryota, Metazoa, Chordata, Mammalia, Rodentia, Muridae. Gene Ontology annotation, molecular function: protein binding. Bases 1289 to 2968 code for a protein of 559 amino acids.